Messenger RNA from Penicillium macrosclerotiorum, 609 nucleotides. Its product is annotated as anthrone oxygenase family protein. NCBI's taxonomy places the organism in Eukaryota, Fungi, Ascomycota, Eurotiomycetes, Eurotiales, Aspergillaceae. The transcript is spliced from 2 exons. Bases 1 to 609 code for a protein of 202 amino acids. The record is from RefSeq and is a predicted model, not a curated record.
AUGAUGACAGAUAUCUAUAUCGCCCAGGCGAUCGGGACAUUGGGCUGCAGUGUCGCCGCAGGUGGAAUUAUGACUCUCUCUAUCAUGAAUAUUCCCAACCUUACCCUGCCCGCCCGCCGGCCGCCCGGGGCUACCAUCCCUGUUCGCGAAGUGCCUGGAACGCCAGUCGCCCAUUUGACACAUCAGUGGCUGGAUGUCUAUGAACGCGGGAAGCAAACCUAUCCCUUGAUUGCCCUAGGAGCCUCUCUGGCGAACGGAUACCUUGCCUGGGCACUGCGAGAUGUCACAGAUCCCGCCGGGAUCGAUCAAAGUUGGACUAGCUUCUAUGUCACCGCCAUCGCAGUCACCUUGGGCAUUGUGCCCUGGACCCUGACCGUGAUGAAAAGUACUAAUGAUCGGCUUCAGGCGCAUGCCACUCGCGAUGAUGCCGCACGGGCUGAAGGAGCAGCGCAGAUGGUGUUUAGUGCGGAAGAGAAGGCUAGGAGGGCCCAGCAGGAUGAGGAAGUGCCCGAUCUGCUGCAAAAAUGGGCUCGCUUGAACCUUUACCGAGCCGUGUUUCCAUUCAUUGGGGCUGUGAUCUCAUUUUGUGGAGCCGUUUCGAUGUACUGA